GUUCAAAUGCUGGUGUUGCGUUAAUGCACAUAUUAGCCAAUCUGGUUUCUGCUCACCUUUCACCUGCACAAAUGAACCGCCUUAAGAUUAGAAAAGCUACAACAUUUUAACUUUCGUUGGCGACGUUUUAACAUUUUUAGACGUCUUUUUAAGCAAAAGCCGUCCGAGUAAGUAGCUACACGGCUAGCUAACAAUUUCUGUAGUUAACAACUUUGCUAGCCCGUUUUGGCUCAAAGGUUUGACACUUCUGUGACUACUCCUCUGUCAUCGCCAGAAUCAACCAAAACAAUGUCUGGGAAUCCUGCGCUGGUUAUGCGGCUGGUGGCGUCUGCUUAUUCUGUGGCUGAAAAGGCCGGGGCCAUCGUUAGGAAGGUGCUUCAAAGCGGAGAGCUUGGCAUCGUGGAAAAGACGGGAGCGAAUGAUCUGCAAACCAUGGCGGACCGACUCGCACAGCAGAGCAUUUGUGCGUCACUGUCCAGACGUUUCCCCAAAGUCACCAUCAUAGGAGAGGAGGAGCUUCCAGCUGAAGAGGUCCAAGCAGAUCUUAUUGAGAACGGUCAGUCAGAGGAAAUCCUGAAGAAGAGCUGUCCAGAGGAAUAUAAAGCACUAAAAGAAGAGGAGCUUGUUGUGUGGGUUGAUCCCCUCGAUGGCACAAAGGAAUAUACUGAAGCAUCAAGGUGUCUCCAUCUUCGAGCUGCAGCCCCGACACCACACAAAGGAUCGGACACCUCCCAGACUCAUACAGCUCUCUGGCUCCUGGACAAUGUGACGGUGCUUAUCGGUAUUGCAUAUGGAGGCAGAGCUAUCGCAGGUGUCAUCAACCAGCCGUUCUACAACUACCAGCUCGGAGCAGGAGCCACUUUAGGAAGGACCAUGUGGGGGAUGCCCGGGUUGGGCGCCUUCGGAUUCCAGCUACAGGAAGCCCCAGGUGACAAGCGAAUUGUCACCACCACCCGUUCGCACAGCAACAAGGUGGUCAUGGACUGCGUCGACGCCAUGGAGCCUCACGAAGUUGUGAGAGUGGGCGGGGCUGGAAACAAGAUAAUCCAGCUUGUGGAGGGGAAGGCUUCUGCGUAUGUUUUCGCUAGUCCGGGCUGUAAGAAGUGGGACACCUGCGCUCCUGAGGCCCUCCUGCACGCUGUCGGGGGAAAACUCACCGACAUGUAUGGAAACCCCUACCGCUACGAUGCAGAUGUAAAGCACAUGAACUCUGCUGGAGUUCUAGCUACGUUACGCAACCAUGAAUACUACAUCAGCAGGGUGCCACAGUCCGUGCUGCAAGCCCUCGGGUCAGAUUGAAGUCUGUCGUCACGUCUCUGUGGCGCAGAGGAACUUCAGAAUCAAUGCUCGUACGUUCCCAGAGUUUAAAUCCUGUGUACUCAUUUUAUGCACGUUCAGAUCAAAAUGACAUUUCAUUGUCUCAACAUUAAUGUAUGAAAUCAAAGUUCAACAACACUUCCAUUUAUUCCACUUCUUAAAACGAACUUAAACCUUGAAUUCUUUACAAAUUGUUUCCAAUAUGAAGAGCAAGAAAACAGCGACCCAAAAGUCAGAACUGGAAACUAAAAUACACUAAAUGAUGGAAAUGUUUUACUCUAAGUGGGAACAAUGCAACUUUAUUUGCAGAGUGCCAACAAACAAAAUACCACAUUGACUUGUUUGAUCUUUUUACACAUGCAAUGACUGAAAAUACAAUCGUUAUGAACACAUUUUAAUUACAAGUCUUUAUACUGUACUUAAUCACUGCCUUUCCUAAUAAAAAGCCACUUUGAGCAUAA
Molecule: messenger RNA, 1778 nt
Organism: Austrofundulus limnaeus
Lineage: Eukaryota; Metazoa; Chordata; Actinopteri; Cyprinodontiformes; Rivulidae
Gene: bpnt1
Product: bisphosphate nucleotidase 1
Exons: 10
Coding region: 289-1299 (336 amino acids)
Biological process (GO): phosphatidylinositol phosphate biosynthetic process
Molecular function (GO): 3'(2'),5'-bisphosphate nucleotidase activity
Source: RefSeq, a predicted model, not a curated record